CUGUACCAUGUUGGAGAGAGCGGGGGGAGUGAGGGAGUGAUGGGCUGCGCUUCGGCCAAGCAGUUGUCGUCCGUUCCUGGAGAUGAGGAGGAUCGGGACAAAGCCCACAGCAAUGGAGAUGCCUUCUCCUCAGACGAGUACAAAGUAAAAGGGGUGGAGAAGGUGAAGUACAUGCAGGUGGGGGAGGAGGAGCGGAUGAACACGCGCAACCAGGAGCACCUGGUAUAUCACACACACACACACCUGGAGAAAAGCACAUUUUUGCACAAGGGCAAACACAAAGAGGUCGGAGGGAACACUAACAAAAUAAGCAUUCACUCGUCAGAGAGCCAGCAGGAGUUCUUCAGGAUGCUGGACGAGAAGAUCGAGAAGGGACGUGACUACUGUUCAUCAGAGGAGGAAGUGACAUAACCGGACACUGUAUUACCUGCUUUCCUCCUGGAGAUGAUCACUCCUCCUCCCCACAUCUCCUUUUCCCCUCCUCCGAGCGCCAAGCGAGUCCCGACCUCAACACUGAGCCCAACAGCGUCCCCUGCAGUCUAUGGUCAGCGCUGCACCACACUAAGGCAUCCGCAGGGGAGGAGGAACGGGGACGUGGGACGGAUGUGUGUCGUCGUGGUUACAGUGCUCUUGCCUUACACAAAGCCUUUCUCUUGUGUUUCUCACUGUUUCAGAGAGCGAGAGACACAAACACAACACUGUCCUGGACCUUUUUUUUUUUAUUAAAAAAAAGAGGACACUUUACAUCUCUUGCACGUGGAGAAUGAAACAUUUUGCUGCUUCGUCUCCUUUUUGUUCUUCUUCCUCGGAGAUGAGAUGUUCCAGGAAGCUGUCAAAAGAAACGAAACAAAAAGGACAAUUUUAAAUCCAUCCCAUACAUUCCAGGCAUUAUAUAUAUAUAUAUAUAUAUAAUGUGUGUGUGUGUGUGUGUGUGUGUGUGUGUGUGUGUGUGUACACACGUGCUGGAAAAGUGUAUUUUCUCACCAUUAAGUCUAAAAGUGUUGUUGUUUUUUUAUCUUCAUUUAUUCGUGUGAACUCUUCAGUGAUGUUCGAGCGUAACGCCGCUCAGGACCGCGAGUGUCGGAGGUUUCAUCGUUCAUCGUGUUUCAAACGUCGCACAACAAUCGCACCCUUUCAGCAUCGUAAUAUUUCGAACACAACGCUGUUUACAGGAGCCACCGUGUCUGUAACCAUAGCGACACUUUUCUGUUCGCGGCUCCUAUCAGCUAGUUAGCGUUUAAACGAUCUCGUUCCCCUGACUCGCACCUGCUUGGUCAGGAGUUUAAAAGAGAAAGAAGCCGAGAUGCUGGAAGUCGAGAGGAAAACGAAACAGAGCAUGAAAGCAGCCUGACCGACUCGAGUCUCCUGACGUGCCCAUAAACCACACUCGCGUCUAAUCCACAGCAGAAAAGAAAACAAGAUGUUGAUCAGUGCAUCAUUGUAUUAAUGCGCCCUGUUCCACCCCCUCCCCCCAACAAAUAAUAAUAAAACCUUUUAUAAUAAACAAA
Molecule: messenger RNA, 1508 nt
Organism: Tachysurus fulvidraco (yellow catfish)
Lineage: Eukaryota; Metazoa; Chordata; Actinopteri; Siluriformes; Bagridae
Exons: 5
Coding region: 40-411 (123 amino acids)
Source: RefSeq, a predicted model, not a curated record